This is a messenger RNA of Ostrea edulis (European flat oyster), 1110 nucleotides long. RefSeq lists its product as uncharacterized. Bases 134 to 715 code for a protein of 193 amino acids. The transcript is spliced from 2 exons. The record is from RefSeq and is a predicted model, not a curated record. Lineage: Eukaryota; Metazoa; Mollusca; Bivalvia; Ostreida; Ostreidae. Gene Ontology annotation, molecular function: acyltransferase activity, transferring groups other than amino-acyl groups.
CUCUUGUUUACAUCCUCAAUUCAAAAAAAUAAGCCGGAGGAAAGAGGCCACUACGCCAAGCAGAGAAAAAAAGCAGUUACGGAUUCGCUACGAUAUAACCGCAAAGAUUGCGGCCAAAAGCACAGGCGUCGGAAUGAUGCUCAGAGAGGACCGACACCAUCGCUUGCUACCCUAUCUUCCUCUGACGUCACAUUUACCCGACAAUCGGGAAAUUCUCAUUGAUUGGAUGUCAGACGAACACGUGACUCAAACAUACGUACUUAUUCAGCAGUGCGCUGAGGAUGGACAUGGAUUUGGUGUAGACGAGUUCAAAGAUGAAGAGGAUUUCCGAGAAGAAAUCAGGGAGUCAUUUUGUUUUGUGGUUGUGGACGAACCAACGAAAGAACUACUUGCUUCCUUUAUAAUGACGUCGAGUAAAUUUUAUCGUGGUUCCCCGGAUGCAGUUGACCCUUACAUUAUAGUAAGACCGCAUGACCGCCAAAAGGGAAUUGGCGAAUUUUGCAUGAGAAAAGUUCUCGAAUUUUCCGAAAUUCUUGGUUAUCAGGGCAUGUAUGUUGACACCUUUUGUAACAAUGUCGGAAUGCAGAAAAUAAUCGCAAAGCUUGGUGGAUUCAUUAAAUGUGGUUGUCUCCCCAUGGGAGGAAAACUGAAGAAUGGAAAUAUCGUAGCUUCUCUUAUCUUCUUCCGAAAUCUGACAAAAUAUGCCAAUGACUGAUUGUAUGAAGUCGAUCAAAAGCAACAUAAAUAGAUGUGUCCGAAGUCAGGAGAGAAGACAUCUUUGCCAAACGGACUAGUAUCAAUGGCUACAGCAAUAACACAGCCUGUUACUAUGUUGAAGUAUGUUUUACAAGGUCUGCACUGUAGUACAGUGUAUAUACAUGUAAAUUGUAGUGUGGGCAUAUCAGAAAUCCCUUGCCAACAGGUGCUUGUCGAGUCCUUGUAAGUGACUUACAAAAUAUGAAGUUUGAUUAAGGAUUAUUAUAUUGUUUACCCGUUGAAUGCAAAUGGCAGGGAAAAUCAAAGCAUAAUCAAGAAUUCAUAUUAUAUUUUUUAGAAUAAGACUGAGUAACAGCUAUCUUUUUAUUGUGAGAAUAAAAACGUUAUAUCUUU